Messenger RNA from Ornithodoros turicata, 930 nucleotides. RefSeq lists its product as uncharacterized. Lineage: Eukaryota; Metazoa; Arthropoda; Arachnida; Ixodida; Argasidae. The transcript has a single exon. The record is from RefSeq and is a predicted model, not a curated record. Gene Ontology annotation, molecular function: nucleic acid binding. Gene Ontology annotation, biological process: DNA integration. Bases 1 to 930 code for a protein of 309 amino acids.
AUGGAUAUCGUGGGCCACUUGCCGCAAGUCCGUGGCCACCGCUACCUCUUGACCUGUAUAGACAGGUUCACGCGGUGGCCUGAAGCCAUUCCCAUACCUGAGAUAACAGCAGAGACUGUCGCCGCCGCUUUCGUCGCCGGCUGGGUGUCCCGUUUCGGCGUACCGUCCACCGUAACAACCGACCGCGGCAGACAAUUUGAAUCUCAUCUCUUCCGUGAGCUCUGCUGUCUCCUCGGGACCCGACACUGCCGUACCACCGCCUACCAUCCGACAGCGAAUGGCCUGGUCGAGCGCUUCCACCGGCAACUCAAGACCGCCCUGUGCGCCACUGGCAGCCCGCUUUCCUUGCCUGAUCGUCUCCCGCUGGUUCUUUUGGGCCUGCGUUCGGCCGUUAAACAGGAUCUGCGAUGCUGCCCUGCCGAGUUGGCCCUUGGCACCACGCUGCACUUGCCCGGUUCCUUUUUUACCCCAGUCCCCGCUGACGCUGUACCAGACUAUUCGUCCUACAUCGCACGCCUGCGGUCCACCUUCCAAGACCUCCAGGCCACUCCGACCCGGACCCAAUCUUCACGCCUGACUUUUAGACCACCCGGCCUUGACACUGCUACGCACAUGUUUCUGCGCCUGGACGCCGUGCGACCGCCGCUCCAGCCUCCUUACAGCGGGCAGCACGAGGUCCUGUCGCGGUCGCCGAAGCACUUCCGCCUGCUCCUUCCCCGAGGUCCGGACUCAGUUGCGGUCGACCUCCUCAAACCAGCCUACCUGGACCCUUGCCCGUCUCCUUCGGUAGGAGUCUGUUCAGCCGACACCGUUUCAGCACCCCAGUCUCCCAGCCCGACGAGACCCCUCCGCCACGUACGCUGGUCUCCUGUCCUCGUCCAGCAAGCGUCGCGCCAUUCUCCUCCCCCGGGGUGGGGGGGAGCCAUGUAG